This is a messenger RNA of Triticum turgidum subsp. durum (durum wheat), 1524 nucleotides long. The record is from the annotation of a GenBank genome assembly. Lineage: Eukaryota; Viridiplantae; Streptophyta; Magnoliopsida; Poales; Poaceae.
AUGGAUGUGAGUGGCUCUCCGUCUGAGCUGGCUUGUCUGAAGGCCGCGGCUGCUGAGCUGGCUCGUCUGAAGGCCCGUGACGACCUCUUGGAAGAGCUCGCCGCUGAAGGCAGCGCAGAGCUGAAAGCUGAGACCAACAUGCUGCUGAAGGAAUUUGCCCACUUGCUUCAAACUUACAAGAUGAAAGGCUGCAUCAGUUUCUAUGGACGUAGAGCGUUGCAAAUGGUUCCGAGCAACGAUUUCGACUUCGUAGUUGAUUUCAAUCACGUUCUUGAUGAAGGAUACAUUGACCUGGCAGUAAAGAUUGUGAAGGAAAACGAUGCUUGCCGUGGCAAUGCAUGGUUAUUAGGGACAGCAAUAAAUUUUCUCAGGACACCGCGUCUGCUGGAUAGGAAUGAACUGCAAUCCGUUUUCUUGGACUUUGAAAAUUUGCCCGUGUCCAUGAAGUCCUUCGCUCAGUAUGAUGCUUUAGACCUGGUUCAAGGAGAUGCUUCGCCCUUUGGACAGGAAAAUCAUCUGGUGACAGCCAGGUUUAUUGGCAGGCAGAUUUAUAUCAGCGCCGAGGAGCAUGUGCUUAAGCAGAAUCUUGCUGGAAAAACCUGGGGAGGGCAGUUUGAAGCAAAAGAUAUUUAUAUCAUUCUGUUCAGCCGCACAAGUAUCUUGUGCCUGAUCCGACCAAGUGGAGAAACCCUUGUUUGCUCUCCUGAAAAUAGGGUCUUGGACAUCAAAAAGCUGCACGAAAUCAUGUCUGUGAAGUAUGAACUUGCCGGACACUUCCCUCCGCACUUCAAAUGCCUGGAUGACGAUAUAUCUCUCUUGGACGCUACCACCAUUGAUGUGAGCUCAGUGGUGCAGUAUCUCCCUUAUCACGUUGCACUCAUGCCAUUUGCGGCAAACGAGUAUCUUACUGAGAAGCUGCACAAGGCUAUAGAAAGUGUCCGGAUUCCAGCCAACGAAUUCCGUGAUUAUAUCUCCGUGUUUGAGUCAGUGCCGGCUGGUAAUGUUGAUUGGAGGGACGACUACACCGAGUCAAAUUCACAGGAUGAGUUGCUAAAGGCAGUCUAUAAGCACGAUCCCAGAGCUAUCCAACAGAUUUUGGACAAGAGCAUUGGUCCAGUUCAGGAGGACACGAGCAACACUGAGGUGCAGAUCACAAGUGCCACUGUGCUCCAGGAGAACACGAGGUUCGCUGAGCUCCAAGAGAGCACAAGGCAGGACAGCUCAAGCUCCACGGGGGUAAGGUCUAGUGCAGUGACUGAGAAAACUAAGUUCAAGCGAAACAAGAAAGGAAAGCUAGCCUUCAAACGCCAUUUGGAUGUGCAUUUGCACAGCCACUUGGCUGCUAAAGCUGGUACAAGGCCGCUAAGUGGCAUGUUUCAGGCGGAGGCGUACUCAUCAAAAAACAACGAUGUUCUUGGAGAGAUAUUCACUGAUCUGUUCAGUGGUCCGUCAAUGAAGAUGAAGAAAUUCCUUCGGCCGAUCAUGGCACACUACCGUCACUUGAGAGAUAUGGAUGAUGAGUGA